AUGUGGCUUCCUCCUGGACGAGCCUCCCCAAAGAUUUUUAUGGACAUUUACCAGCGACACUAUUUAAUUAUUUUUAUUUAAUUACUCAAGCUCAAACAUCAGGGUAAACAGCCUUUAAAAAAUCACUUAUUACUCGGCAUCAGUUGGCGAAUGCGACCUAUUCACAGUGAACAAUUUGUCAAAAUUUGUCACUACAGAUACAGGCGCCGCUCCCAUAUUUAAUGAAUGCUGUUAUGGCAUAUCGGAGCCAAUUUAGAUGUUUAACGUCGGUUUAUCGCACAUGCAUUGUUUUGUUGUUGGAUAGUGUUUUUAACAAUGAUCGGCAACACGAAUGGUCCAGCAUAAAGUGCGAAUUCAGAUACCGGUACCUUGAGACAUUGUGAUCGGCUACUAGGAAAAGAACGUCCGGAAUCCAGAGCUGAGGUCUUUAGUCGAUAAAGUUUGUUUCCACACCCCAAAAGCAGAGUGACCACCUCUAGUGUUACCGCACCGAUAGGAGAAACCAGUUCAUGCAACAAGUUGGAGAAAAAUGGAUGAUGCAUCGCAUGGCGGAUCUUCCUUGAAACUUAUUUUAAAAAGCGCUGCACAGCAGCGUUUGGCAUACAGUCACUAUGAUAUUGUCAACGAGACCAUUGACAAAGAAAAUACCAAAAAGAAUUGUCCUCAAGGUGAAUUUCAAAAGACGAUAGUGCUGGACGAAGCGGAAGAGAAGAAAAGGUCUGUUGAGCUUGCGCAUCGUCUUACGCAUCCCGAAGUCCAGGAUCGUGAAAGAACAUCGGCAUGCAUCAUUUCUGCGCUUCCGGCUAAAGACUGCAAAGCCGAUGUCCUGGAAAAGAGACACGCGCUUGCGAAGCUGCUCGUUAAAAUUUCGGGAAACACCAAGCAGAUCAUCAAGCACUUUGCCGCGGAAUUACAUGAUAAUGCUACCGUGCUAGUGAUUUUCACGGAAUAUGAAGGUGACUUCAUGCCUUUGUCUGCCAUGAUAACAACCCGGCGAUUCCGUGUAUCGCUGGUGCCGCAGUUCACCAGCCAAAUUUUAACCGGUUUGAGCGUUAUCCACGAAUACAGCAUUAUUCACAAGGAUAUUCGCUGCUCCAACAUUUUCGUACAAACGUCGGAGAAAGAUGGAAAAAUAAUAUACACGCUGAAGAUCGCUCACUUCGAGAAGUCGUCGUUUGACAGUACGAAAUCAAGCAACGGAGAGUACAGCAUUUGGCCAGAAGGUUCAUCACAAUUUGCUUCACCGGAAAUGCAGCAGCUCACGGUUAAUACAGACGACCAACGCACACGAAUCGGAUCCGCAACGGAUGUGUUCAGUUUCGGCUGCACCGUCAUUGAAAUGGUACAGCGUAGUCCGCCACGGUGGAUCUACUACAGAGACGGACAGAUGAUGCAGCACAGCUUUAAAGGCGAAAGUAAAUUUACCGAAUUUGUUAGUAACCUUCAUUCAUUGUCGGUUCACGCAGCGCAACCCGAUACCAGCGCUUUUGGCAGUCAAUUUAACGCUUUGGCUUUCGUUACCGCAUGCAUCACCAGGUGUCCGGACAAACGACCCACAUGCGCGCAAUUACAAGAGCACGCCCUUAUUACAAACUGGAAAUGUGAACUGUGCUAGAAAAUUUAUAAAUAAUAAAGCCAAAGUCCGUGGAAAACUGGGCAUUAAAAGGCGCUAUGGAUCGUUUCACAUCUGCUUGCUCUUUAAAACUUUUGGUCAGUCUGUCGUCCGUUCCCUUUGUCUCUGUUCUUGCAUCUAGACAACUAUCUAGCUCACACCAAAGCCGAGGCGAGUUUUUGUUAUCGUAACCUCUACGCAAAAAGCAGCAAUGAGUACGCAGCUUCUAUUGUUUCUUGCACUACUGAAAUGUUGCCAACUUGCCAUCGCAUUUUGAAUAUACGGUGUCCACAAGCGUAAAGCUGUUGAUCGUUUUGCGGCGGAGUGUUAGGAUUUAUAUUAUGAUUACUCAUUGUGUACCUAUGUGUAACCUAAUAUCUGAUCAUAUGCACCCAGUACACUGAUCCCUAACUGAUGAUACAUACGGGCUAAGUCCUGUGUAAGUGAGUGUGUUUACCGUACCCUGUGUGGUAAUUAAAGCCGUGUCAACAGCAUUGAUUACUUGAACAUCGUGU
Molecule: messenger RNA, 2127 nt
Organism: Paramacrobiotus metropolitanus
Lineage: Eukaryota; Metazoa; Tardigrada; Eutardigrada; Parachela; Macrobiotidae
Product: probable serine/threonine-protein kinase fnkE
Exons: 4
Coding region: 530-1615 (361 amino acids)
Biological process (GO): protein phosphorylation
Molecular function (GO): protein kinase activity; ATP binding
Source: RefSeq, a predicted model, not a curated record